AUGGAUGUUACUUAUUACAAGCCAUACAUUGACCCAGAUUUCGAAGUACUCAUCGAAAGAAUCCAUCCGCCUAGAGUUUGUGUGGACAAUGAAACCUACCCAGAUUGCACCCUGGUUAAGGUUGACAGUGCUAAUAAGCACGGGAUGCUACUGGAGAUGGUCCAAGUUCUGACAGACCUCGACCUCGUCAUCUCCAAAUCUUACAUCUCAUCCGACGGUGGUUGGUUAAUGGAUGUCUUCCACGUGACUGACCAGCUCGGACACAAACUUACAGAUACAAGCCUAAUAGAUUACGUCCAAGAGGGCAUUUGUGCGAGUAGGCAAGCAUGGAAGGAUGCGCACAAGCUAGCCAUGGGGAGGGAGACCCGGCCACGCCACGUGCUGACCGAGCACAUGGCCUUGGAGAUGACAGGGGUCGACCGUCCAGGCCUAAUGUCCGAAAUAACGGCUGUCCUGGCAGAGCUGGCGUGCCACGUCACCGCUGCAGUGGCGUGGACCCACAACGGGCGGGUCGCUUGCAUCAUCUACCUGGAGGACGGGUCGCUGGACCCGUGUCGGGUGGCCCAGGUGCAGGCCCAGGUGGAGAACGUGGUGGAGGCCCACCACCAUGGGAACGAGCAGCGGAGCGUGCGGCUGGCGGCGCCCGCCCCUGGCCGGACCCAUACGGAGCGGCGGCUCCACCAGCUGCUGGCGGCCGACGCGGACUACGAGGCGUGCUGUUCUUGCUGUGGGGGGAACAGUGAAGGGGAUGAUUUCUACGUGUACGGGGGCUGCCACAAGGGCCAGAAGAAGGGGUGUGACGGGACCCACGUGAGGAUCGAGAAUUGCAAGGCGAUGGGAUACUCGAUUAUCAAUAUAAGGAGUCGGGACCGGACGAAGCUGCUGUUCGACACGUUGUGCGUUUUGACGGACCUUCAGUACGUGGUUUAUCACGCGGCUAUCAGCUCGCACGGCUCGACUGCCUUCCAGGAGUACUAUGUGAAGCACAAAGAUGGGCACGUAUUGAUUUCAGAAUGUGAGAAGCAUAUGGUGACAAAGUGUUUGAUUGCUGCCACAGAGAGAAGGGCUUCUCAUGGGUUACGUGUGGACGUCUGCACGAAAAACCGAACCGGGCUGCUAUCAGACGUGACCCGGGUCUUCCGGGAGAACGGGCUUUCAAUAAAACGGGCCGAGAUCGGGGUCAGAGGGGACGAAGCAGUCGGGACAUUCUACAUGACGGGCGAGAACGUAAAUAUCGAAACAAUUGAGGCGAUGAGGCAAGAAAUCGGAGGGGACGUGAUGUUCGAGAACAAGUCUGGAGGGACGACACCCGAGGUGUCGCCAACGAGGACGAGCACGAACAGCAGCAUUAGUAGCAACGGGAUGGAAGAGCGGCCGAGAUUCUCACUCGGGAACUUGCUGUGGUCGCAGCUCGAGAGGCUCUCCAGCAAUUUCCGGCCAAUAAAAUCGUGA
Molecule: messenger RNA, 1452 nt
Organism: Striga hermonthica
Lineage: Eukaryota; Viridiplantae; Streptophyta; Magnoliopsida; Lamiales; Orobanchaceae
Source: the annotation of a GenBank genome assembly